CGCCUCACAGUCUUCUGCGCCGCCAUUUUGCAGUGACGAACGGUACAGCGCGCUGUGUAGGCUCUCUGAUAACGAUGUCGCGUGAUAGAUUCCGAAGCCGCGGUGGCAUGGGCGGCGGCGGAGGAGGAAUGGGAUUGAACAUUUACCGUCGGGGUAACGGUGGCCGUGGAGGUAUGGGUGGCAUGUCUAACUACCGCGGACAUAGCUAUAUGGACUCGAAUCGCGGCCCUUCAGGCCAUAACCACCACCAGCAGCAGCUGCAUAAACCCCAACAGAACCAGCUGAAGCCUCCACAGCAGCCGCAGCAGAAGCCAGCGCAGCCCCCGCAGCAGCAGAAGCCGCCCCAGCAGAACAACCAGGAGCAGAAACCGGCCGCUCAGGAGCCCGCCAAGACCCCCCAGACUCCGCCGACCCCAAUAGCCAAAAGCCCUGCGGCCAAGACUCCCGCCCCGCAGACUCCUGUAGCUUCUGCCCAGGCCAAACUAACGCCGUCCCCUCAGCAGAAGCCUGGCAGUGCGCCGCAACAGCCAUCGCCCGCCUUGCAGAAACCCGCUAUACAGAAUCAGGCCCAGAAGCCGCCGCCUAAAGUAACCCCUCCUCCCUCCCAGAACACGUCUCAACCACCCCAGCAGAAGCCUGUAACACCCCAGCAGCAGAAGCCUGCGCCAUUGCAGCAGCAGAAGCCUGUAACACCCCAACAGCAGCAGCAGAAGCCUGUAACGCCCCAGCAGCAGCAGAAGCCUGUAACGCCCCAGCAGCAGCAGAAGCCUGUAAUACCCCCACAACAGCAGAAGCCUGUUCUGCCCCAACAGCAGAAGCCUGCCCCGCUACAGCAGCAGCAGAAGCCUGCUCCCCCUCCUCCGCUGCAGCAGCAGAAUCAGGCGCAGCAGCAGCAAAGGGGGCGCUCCGGGCCUAACCCGCAGCCCGGCCAGAAGAGGCCGCACCAGUCCCGGUUCCACUCACAUCCACCGGAACAGCAGCAGACACCUGAGCUCAAAAAGGAGGAGAGCGACUGGACCGAGGGUGUUCGGGCCACUCUGUCCCUUCUGAAGAGGCCCGGAGAGAAGACUUACACCCAGCGCUGCAGGCUGUUUGUCGGGAAUCUGCCCACGGAUAUCUCCGAUGACGAGUUUAAGAAGCUGUUCUCGAAAUAUGGAGAGCCCGGCGAAGUGUUCAUCAAUAAGAACAAGGGCUUCGGCUUCAUUAAGCUGGAAACUAGGGCACUGGCUGAGAUUGCCAAGGCAGAACUUGAUGAUUUCCCAAUGAGAGGUAGACAACUCAGAGUACGAUUUGCUACCCAUUCUGCGGCACUUUCUGUGCGCAACUUGUCUCCAUUUGUAUCAAAUGAGCUCUUAGAAGAGGCCUUCAGCCAAUUUGGACCAGUUGAGAGGGCUGUGGUUAUAGUGGAUGACCGAGGGAGAUCCACUGGAAAGGGAAUAAUUGAAUUUGCUGCGAAACCAGCUGCGAGAAAAGCAUAUGACCGGUGUUCAGAUGGAGUGUUUCUUUUGACCACGACACCAAUGCCAGUUAUUGUGGAGCCAUUGGAACAGUAUGACGAUGAGGAUGGGCUUCCUGAGAAACUUGCUCAGAAGAAUCACAUGUAUCAAAAGGAGCGGGAGAUACCACCCCGGUUUGCACAACAUGGCUCCUUUGAGUAUGAAUAUUCCCAGAGGUGGAAGUCUUUGGAUGAUAUGGAGAAACAGCAAAGGCAGCAAGUGGAGAAAAACAUGAAGGAAGCUAAAGAGAAGCUUGAAAGUGAAAUGGAAGAUGCUUUCCAUGAACAUCAAGCCAACCUGCUUCGACAAGAUCUGUUGAGGCGUCAGGAAGAGCUUAGACGUAUGGAAGAACUACACAAUCAAGAAAUGCAAAAGCGUAAGGAGAUGCAGUUACGACAAGAAGAAGAGCGGCGGAGGCGUGAGGAAGAGAUGAUGAUUCGUCAGCGUGACAUGGAAGAGCAGAUGAGGCGCCAAAGAGAUGAUGGCUAUCGUAUGGGAUACAUGGAUCCAAGGGAGCGGGAGAUGCGUAUGGGAGCAAACUCUAUGGGCAUGGGAGAUCCCUAUGGUGCAGCAGCACAGAAGUACCCACCCCUUGGGGCAUCUGGUAUGGGUUAUGAAGGCAGCCCAGGUGUAACCCAAGCAGCAAUUGCUUCAUCCCUGAUGGCAGGCGAAAUGCGUAACGAUCGCUUUGCCCAGGGCAAUGCAGGAACUCCCACUGCACAGGCUUCCAGAGGGAUUGGGGCUGUACCUCCUGCAGCGGGUGCUGGAGGUUAUGGCAGGGGCAGAGAUGAAUAUGAAGGGCCAAGCAAAAAAGCCAGAUUCUAAAUAGAUUCCCUUAAGUCUAAUGUUAGUUUUUGUUUAAUAUAUUUUUUUUUAACUUGCAUUUUAGCGAGAAGGUAACAUUUUUAUGGAUGCCUUUGCUUGACCCAGUAUUUGUAAAGCCAGUUAAUAUAUGCAGAUUUGACUUGUGACAUUCUCAUUUGUUUUAUGACAGUUUGUGGAUUCCCUUAUCUCCUUUUUUAUAUAUUUUUAAACUGUGCUUGACCUAUACUGGAUGCUAUAUACACUCUUGGACAUUGCCAUUUACAUUUUUGACAGUUGACUGGGAUAACUGAUCUCAGGAGCUGUAAUUGUGGCUUGGUAAGACCACUGCAUGACUUGCCUUGCCUCUGCCACCCACUUGGACUGUAAAACCAGAUAGGCAGCCCUACACCAUACAUCUGUGCAGCACAAAUGCAGCUGGCUGUGGUUUCGUCAAGAUGGUGAUAUAAUUCUCAUCACUGGUUUAUCUGCCCAGUAUUUUGGGUAAAAGCUCUAACACUCAAAUCUUUAUGUAAUUGAGUAUUGUGACAAGUAGAAGCUCCAUGGAUUUUGUCCUUGUAAUUCGUUGUAUUAAAAAAACUUAAAAUAAAAAAUGUGGAAUGCUUAUUGUGUUGGGUUACCAUAUGGUCACUACUGAAAGGGAAACUAGCAGAGAACAGUAAUGUGGUGUAAUCAGAUUCUGACUUUCAAAGUAUCAAGAUUGUUUCUGGGAUAACUCCUUGUUGGUAGGCAGACCUGGAGAAAUCCUUAUGUAGCCGCCAACAAGAAACGUUUAUGGCAAUCCUUGCAAUGUACCUUACGACGCAUGAAACUUGAAAACUAUUUAAAACUUGUGCUUUUAUGACAGGGUAAAGCCAAGGCCCCUUUUUAACUUAUGAUAUUGGGUAGCAGAAGCCUUUGUAUGGACUGUACAACUGGCUCAUUUUUGUUUUAAGAUCCUUUGUGGAUUUUUUUUUUUCCUUCCCCCUUAAACUGUGAGGUAUACUCAUACAGUAUCAAUUGGGAUUAUUUUUUUCUCCCCUCUAGAAUAUAUUAUAAAUUUUCCUAGAACAGCUUGCAUAAUAAAAUUGCAUUGUGGUAAUACUUGAACAAUGUACAAGCUGUUUAGAUACUCUAUUAGAUUUCCAAGACUAGUUUGACAUUUGGCUUGCUUUUUAAUAAGGUUAUGAAAUAUUUUUAGACCUGUCUUUCUCGAAUUUUUUUGUAGUCUAUAAGCAAACUGGAGGAGCUGUCAUCCCUUCUGACUUUUAUUUAGGAUUUUAAUUCUGAAGCAUAUUUAAUUAGAACUGUACAAUGUGCCAUUCCACUUAUUACCACUAGAAUUUUAUGAAUUGACAACUGGCUAUUGUGGAUUAGUGGCCAGUACAGUAUACUAUACAAGUGGUGCUGACAGUGCCAGAAUGACAAACAUAAUGUAACACCCAGUUGUCAAAUCAGAUGGUGAGGAGUUAAAACAAAUGGCUCACAUUCUACAGACUGGUUGUCAUUGGUUAUCUAUGAAUAUGGGACAUGUUGACAAGUCCUCUUAAUGCAGAAUCAUUGGUUUUCCAGAUAUAUCAGUAUGGUAAAUUAUGCAAGUCCUUAUUGGGUUCAAAUUUAUGGAUUCUUUAAUGAUAUAGAUGACUGCAUUUUUCUUCAAGCCACUCCUAAGACAAAUUGCUUUAGAGAACAAUUGCUGGGGAAACUUUAUUUAAAGCAUUUCCUUCCAAAGCAGUCUGCAAGAGAAGGGACAACCUCUUGUACUGCUAUAUAACAUAAAGGGGUUGUCUGAUCAAUGCUGUUCAAGACUCCCUCCAUCCCAGCAAUGUUUAAUCCUUACAGCUGGACUUUGAGUGGUGGUGUCCAUAUACUGCACACUACUGCUACAGCCAGUUGCUGGCCUCAGUUGUCUUGUGCUUUAUUAUUUAGACGCCAGUGAUUGGCUGCAGCAGUCUUGUGUGUUGCAUGGAAUAUCACUGCUGCAGUCAGACUUUUUCUGACGGGGGGGGGGGGUGUCAGAAUGAGUUGCCAUAACUUGACAUCCUCUAAGGCACUUCGAUAAGGUCUCUGUAAAAAGGUGCAGUAUAAGGCUACAUGCAUACAACCGUAUGUGUUUUGCAGUCCGCAAAUUGCAGCUCUGAAAAAAGACAUCUGUAUGCCAUCCUUAUUUUUUAUUUUUUUUUGCAGAUACAUUGUAACAAUGCCUAUUCUCUGCGACUAGGACAUGUUCUUUUUAUUUAAUUUUGAGGCUACAUAACAGACAUGCUGAUGUGGACAGCAUGCUGUGUUUUUUUUUUUUGCGCACCCAUUGAAUGUCUGCACCCUAUCUGCAAAAAAGAGGAACACACUGAAACAAAAUGCGUUUGUGUGCAUGAGGCCUUAAGUCGUCGUCUCGACCGAGGUUGAAGUCUAUGGAAACUACUCUGCUUGCUCUACUACAUGUUUAAUGUAAGCUGUAGUCACUGGAAAGGACUCUUCUGGCUGCACAAGUAGACAUGGACCAUUUAAUGUAGAGAAAAUCAUAGCUUUUAAUCUAACUUGAACCAUUCUUUGAUUUGUAUAAUUUAGGACACGGCCACAUCGACCAGGUUUUCGCCAAGGUUAACUCUGUCUCUUUAAAUUUCAGCAUCUUGGAAAAAAAUGUAAAGCCUCAACAAUGAUGUCUCAGGAGUAGGCAAUUGGUCUUAAUAGUUGCAGCCCAUAAAUGAGUGUUGGUCUGGUGUUGUCUGUUUAUAGCUGCAAGAUGACUAAAUUAACAACUUUCAAGGCAGGUCCAUGCUUGGGAUAGAAGUAUCAAACAUUUGAGAUAUAAGAUUAAGUAUAGGUACUUGGUGACAAACUGUACUUGUACCACUUGUAUAAAUGACAUGACUAAACCCCAAUUUUAUAUUCCAUAGUUGGUAUUAAUAAGGAUGCAACCUGGGAGUUGUCCCCAUCUUUAGGACACUACACAAUUGCUGCUGAAGGGAAAGCUAAGUGAUGGCAUUUCUCAAGAUGCUAUGUCUUAAAUGCUGGGAAUAUAGUAGUUGACCACUUCUACAGUUCUUGAGACCACAGAUUCCAUAGUUUGUCUAUUUGUGUGUGGCCUUCACACACUUCACCUACUCCUUGCCAUGUGUUCACUGAGGUAUUCUAAAACUAGACCAAUGGCAAAAGCAGGAUGCUGAUUACCAGACUAGAUGUAGUUUUCUUAUGCGGGGGUUUUAAGUUCAUUAUGCCAAUACUUUUUUUUUUCACAAUCCCUAUAGUGUACGUUUGGGGUAUAACUACUGCAACCCCUUUCCUCCAUAGAUUAGUCCAUGUUUAGGAACCUGAUUUUAGAUGUGCUGAGCACUUAGUAAUCCAAGGUGACUCUGCAUUGAUAAAUAUUUUGACCUCAUCAUGCUUAUAAGAUGGCCAGUAACCAAAGGUUUAACUGUCACUCCUGAGACGUAUGACUUUAUAUGAAGCAGAUGCCAUCCAUAAACCUACUAGCUGGCAAACUACUAAUGUCCUUUAGAAAAGUAUUGUAUGUACUUGAUGUAAAGACAGUUUUCAUAACUGGUUAAAAUCAGGCAGUUGACUAACACUUCCUGUUGUCUUCUGAAUGUAAUCCUGGCAAAGAUGAGUACUUCAGCUGUGUGAUCUUGGCAGCCAGAGUCAUGGGAACGCAUUUACAUGUUCUUGCUGGAGUUUUGGCUGCUUCAAUUGCACUUACAGUCUUAGUGACCGUCUGUAGCAAGCAGUUCUGCGUAACUUUGAGGAACAUAGUGCUACCAAAGGACUGUAGGAUCCCGGAUGUAGUAGUGCCGCUUCAAGAUGCUCAGUGCUGAUCGUGCUCAGGUAGGUACAUAAGUAAUCCUCUACCUUGGUCAAAUACUGUGUAAAGAUGCCCUUCUGAAAUAACACUUCUGUUGAAUGAAACAGUGCAGCACUUGGGGGUGGGGGGUUUUGUAAUCUCAAACUACGACGAAGUAUCAAAGCGGACAUUUACUUACAUGAUUUCACUGCUACAGUACCUGGCAGGAGUCUGUUUGGGUGGGUAUUUGUAUUCCUGUGUAACAGUAGAUGAGGUUUCUGUUUAAUGGACAUUGGGUGGAAUCUCUCACAAUGCAAAGUUUACUUCGGCCAUGUGUAUGGUGGUCAAGUCGUCAUUUUCAGUGAACUGCUACAUUACUUUCAAAGAAUGUUGUACCAGGCAACUGUUAGAAAGUACUUGGAAAAACCUUUUUAGCAUUCUUUAGCUGUAAGAACCUUUUUAGUUUUCUAUAUACUGGAACGCCUUCAUGAAUUUUAUCUGGUGCUUAUCAGUGUGCGGUUUUACUAUCGUCUUGGUCCAUAUUUGAACCACACUUUCACACGGACCUAUUCAUUUCUAUAGGGCUGCAAAAAAAAUGGACAACGCAUGGAUGUUAUCUGUAUGCUGUCCCCAGCCGUUCUGCAUAUUGUAGAUCGUGUCCUAUUGUCUGUGGACAAUAGCCAUUUCUGAGUACCAUGGCUGGUAGGGUAUCAAUGUGCAUGUAGCCAUACACCAAGUCUAGUAUUGGCAAAACAUAUUUCUACCUACACCCACCCCCCGCCAGAAAUGGUGCAACUCCUGGUAUUGCAGCUCUUCCAAAUGAUCCAUGGCCAGGAUUUUACCUGUUCUUUGAAAACCACCUUAAGCCUUUCUGUCCAAAGUUGGUCACAAGGGCCAAGAGCACAAACUAAUUUGUGUACUGAAAUUGCCUUUUAAAUCCCUAAACUGUGCUUAGACUCUAAAGUAUUAGACUUGGUGCACAUCACAUCAACUUGGUGUUUUUUCUGGUGUUGCAAAGCAGGUAUAACUAGGCAGGCUGAAAUUUGGAUUUUGUCAAACUAUUUAAAAACGUUGUGUACCAGUAGCUUUUAAAGAGACCAUAAGGCAGGACACUAAUUGCUUCAGUAAGGAAAUGAUGACUACUUCAGGUAUGCAGCAAGAUUUGCAGUGAGGGCUAUUGUCAAUAACAAAGCCAAAUCUUAACUAAACCAUUAAAGGGUAUACUUUUAAAGCACCAUUUAGUUUUUAUAUAUAUAUAUAUAGAAAUAACUGUUUACAAUGACCAUUUUAAGAUUAAUUGUUGUGCUUUCCACACACUGACAAUGGUACAAAUAGACUAAUAAUGAAAAUGCCUUAUUCUCCCUCUAGCAGCUCACUCUGCCCUUAGACUUCUGAGCAGAAUCUGAUUCUACAGUGAGCUGUCUGGCCUCAACUGAUUUGGCAUAACAUUUUGGCUUGAGUGGGGAGAAACUAAUUAUUUAUGUAAAUUGCCAUGAUCCAGCAUUUCUGCCAUGUACUCUACAGAUGCAUUUAUUCACUAUUUGGGCAUUUUCAGAUAUACCAGAGUUGGGUAUAUAUUUAAUACAUUUGCUGCAAAGUAGAAUACCUAAACAAGAUUUUUGAGAACAUAUUCAUGUGCACCAGAUUCCACCCCUAGCAGUGUAAUGACUAGCAACAAAUCUGCAAAAUCAACAGCUUGUUACUGCAUCUGAACUUGCCUUAAUGCUAGAUAUUUUAAACAUUCCUACUGGGUUAGCAACAUUUCAGUUGGAUAGUUGACAUUUUCUGGGAUGAAGAGCUUGAUGUCCCUCAGUACCAGAGAAUGGCCCCUGCAGUUUACAGGCUCUCCAAUGUUUACUUCCUUGAACAGAGGCUGCCACUAACGGCUAAUAGGAUAGUGUCAUCCCCCACCAAUCUUAUUCUAUGGAUAGGUCAUUAUCUUGGUCAGGGAAAACCCCAUUGAAUCUGUCAUGGGCAAAUUUCAGCUCUGAAACCUGCAGACUUCUUAAUGCUGCUCUGGUUACUAGCUUGUAAUCCCAUAUCAAUACUAAAUAUAUAAUGUACAUCUUUUUGACCAAUUCAUUAUCUAAAUUGCAUAGUUCAUGAGUGCACUGUGUACAUCAUGGCAUUGUGGAUAAUGGAGCAGGACAGUAUAUACUGCACAUCUUAAAUGCAUAAGCAAAUAAGGGCUUAGGGACUGAAUUCAAACAUUACUUGAUGGAAUGCAGUGUUCAAUAUACCUCAUAUAGUCUCAUGACACUGGUCAUUGCCAGACUCCACUUUAAUUCCCAGGAUCUUACAGCGCAAACCCUGAUCUUGUAACCAUGCUUGUGUAUGAGGGUCUACUUUUGGUGUGGUGAUGAGCUAUCGGUAUGCAGCUUUCGUCAUGUCAAUACUGUGAACUUUUAUGAGCCAGUACUGGCUUUCCUUGAGGAGAAUCUUUAGAUAUUUGACUGGGUCAUGCUUUAACUUCAGCAGUCUAAAAGAGCGGUGUUUGUAAUACUGCUCACGUAAUUCCGCGUGCACUGUUGUACAGGUGAAAAGCUUCUCUGUGCACAGUGACCAGAUGUGAAGUGGGUUCUAUAAGUAAACUUGAUAAAGUGCUGCACUGUGUUUUCACUAUUGAUGAGAAUUCCUUCAAAAACAAAUCAGAAGUGUUAUGUCAGAAACAGAUGCUGCUUAAAGGUGCAGUCUUUAACUAAAAUUUUAGUUUGUCUUUAAUGAUCUGCACCUUUUUAAGUAGCUAAUGAAUUGGGGAUAUAAUGGGGGUUUGGGCUCGUGUCUCAUUGAAGUAACUUGGUUGAGGCAGGAAAUUCUGUGGACUAAUGGGCAUUUCACUCAGUCUGUAUCUCCCUUAUUACAUUCCAUGCAGAUACAUAAGCUGCAUUGUGCUGGAAAUGCAUAACUUGGACUGAACUGCAUCACCAGCUCAGUUUGUACUGCUGACAUAUAUAAUGAAUGGAUUAAUACAUAUUGGAUAAAAAUGUACAUCUUGAAAAUGAAUACCAAUAACCGACCACUGGUCUGUGCUGAGUAAAUUUUCCUCAGUCAGUCCCAUUCAGUCACUCAGUACUUUGUUCAGUUUUUUUUUUUUAAAUCCAGUCAGCUGGUAGAUUUUGCCUUAUAUUGCCCUGUGACUGUUGCUUGACACCUAAAGGAGUUGUUCACUGUAAGUUUACUUUAACCAAUGUGUAGAAAACUGCUUAUGGUGUCCUUCCUUACCUUUUUAAACUUUGCUGGAGAUCUUGAGUGUUGUAAAGUGACUAGUUUUGAACAAACACCAUUAAUUUCCAUUACUGAUUGUGAGUCCAAAACCGGGAGUGGGUCAAAUACAUGUCCAAUUAUACCUUCUGUUGCUCCUCCUGUCUUCCCCAUACACAUGAAAACUUGACUGUGUGGGUCUAUGCUAAUGGGGAUCAGAGAGCCACUGCUAGACAGUUGUAACUGUGGCUCUGCUCUAGUGUAGAGUAGAGCCCAAUGGGCGCUUGGUGAAUGGGAUUUGGCAGUCCACAGUAGUAUCCAGAUAUGAACUACAGCAGUCUGUUCCUCUGCUGGAACAGACUGCCAGAGUUAAAAGCACAUAUGUGAACCCAGCCUUGACCAUCUACCGUCAUGGUCUUUUUUUUAGGCCCCAAAGUUUAGUUCAGUAAUUCAACUAUUACAGUGCAGUAGUCUCUCUAAAUGCUGCCAGUGCCAUAGACGCAGCAUAAUGUUCUGGCAUACAGGAGUAUGAGAAUAAAUCGGUACAAAAUAUGAAUUUGUGAAAUAGUGAUUCUUUAAUGGGAUUUAAAAAGUUACUAAAAUAUUACAUUUUAUAUGAAAUUUUCUUAGGCAUACAAGCAAAAAACAUGCCAGGUAUCCACAACCGUAACCUGAAAUUAUAUGGGUUGUGUGACAUCUGUACUGUAAAAUUGCUUUUCUAUAUGUGCAAUGCAAAUUUUUAUGUACCCUCAAACAGUAUUAAAAAAAAAACAAAAAAUAAAUUCGACCACAUGAGACUAAGAGCCCACUCAGACAGCUGUAGUGCUUUGCGGAUCUGUAUAACAGAUACCAGCCAUUUGCAGACUGCACAUAGCCACAUCAUAAAAGAUGCCUGUCUGUGGACAAGAAUGGUAAAAGCUCUUUUCUGCGGAUGCAGACAGCACUGUGCUUUCUGCAUAGUUUGGGGUCCCAUUGAAAUGAAUGGGUCCGCAACCGUUGCACAAAAUUGUUAAUGUAUGCACACAUUCAUACAGGUCAGGGCAGUAUCUAGAUUUUUAGGCUACAGGGCACCCAGUUCAAAGUGUGCAAGCUGCUGACUAGCUAAUAGGCAACUAAGGAAGCCACAGUGCCGCCACAAUGAAUGCUGCAUGUUAAUAGAAUGAGCAGAAAGCUGACCGACAUAAGGCAGCAAGUGCAGGGUAUGAACCGCUGCAGAUAAGUCAGAAAAAACGGCAACAUUGUUACAGUAAUCUACCACAAGAAAUAGAUUAAAAAAAUCUUUAGGCAGCAUUGAAAGAAAUGGCAAUGACACAAGAAAAGUAGCAGUAUCUAUAUAGAUGUGUAACUCAAGCAGUUAGCUACUAGAGAGCAAUUGCAACAAACAUACUGCCACUGUAACAAUAGUGCCAAACUGGAAGAAAUAAAUAUUAGAACUGCACACACUGGGGUUCUGUAGAUAGUUUUAAUGUAGUAGGUUAGGCAUCAUAGUAAAUAUUUUUAUCUAUUAAGUAAGCAAUAAUAAAAGUUACAUUUUAAACUAAAAAUAAAAAAUAUAAUAUGCACCUGUCAAGAGUAGGCAACCAGUAGUCUAUGACUAAAUGUAAGUAUAAUAAAAGUGCCUCUACAGUGCAGGGUAUAUAUGAAUGGAAUAUCACAGCAAUGUCAAUAAAACUAGUUUUGCUCUUUAACCCCUAAACUGAAAAUUCUGUGCAUGUACAGUGGGAUGCUGUGUCAGAACACAUUCUACUGUACAUGCACGGCAGGCUGAUCACCAGGUGCAGGGGCUGCGCCCACCUAAUUACUGCAGGGGUCUGGUAGCUGGGCCCCUGCUGUAUCUGCCAGCAGAUUUAACCCCUUCUAUGCCGCUGUCAGCGCUGACCACAACAUAGAAGUGGUUUGUGGCAGGUGAAGGAGCACAUUGGGGACCCUGUGACAAGGCAGCCUUAUGCCAUGCAGAGGCUUCUCAAUACCUUGCAUGGCAUGUGGAUCACGGCAUCUGACAUCUGGCUCUAUAAAGAUCACAUACAUGAUCCACCCCUGUCCAAUAGACACCCUAAAAAAAACCUCAAGGCUAUGUUUGUCACCUUACAUCACUAAGUGUAACACCAAGCAAUCAAAAAGGCAUAUGCCCCAAAAUAGUAUGUCACCUCAUCCUGCAAAAGAGUCCCCAUGUAAGACAAUCGCCCCAAAAAAACACAACUGGCUCAGACUUUUGAGACACCAAAACCUUUUUUUGUUUAAAAAAAUAUUGUGUAAAACAUAAAUAAGUGUACAUAUUGGGUAUUGCCACUUCUGUAACGACCUGCUUUAUAAAACUCACAUUACCUCUAACUUCUCAGGUGAACACUGUAAAAAAAAGUCUGCCUUUUUGUCACCUUGCAUCAAAGUAAUACCAAGUGAUCAGUCAUAUGCACCCUAAAAUAGUACCAUCAAACGUCAUCUCAUACCAAACAAAAAAUGAGCACUUGCAUGCGUCGCCCAAAAAACUAUGGCUUUCAGAACAUGACACUAAUCUUUUCAAAGAUGCUUUAUGUGAAACUGAAACAACCCAAAAAAGUAGUCCUAUUUGGUAUUGUCGCGUCCAUAACAAUCUGCUCUAUAAAAAUAGAUCAUGAUCUAACCUGUCAGAUGACAGUUGUAAAGAACAACAAGUUUGAAAACUUUUUUUUUUUUUUUUUUUUACCCUUGCCUCACAAAGAAAUAUAGA
Bufo gargarizans (Asiatic toad) is the source of this 11983-nucleotide messenger RNA. It is a transcript of the gene SFPQ, whose product is annotated as splicing factor proline and glutamine rich. Gene Ontology annotation, cellular component: nucleus. Gene Ontology annotation, biological process: regulation of DNA-templated transcription. The record is from RefSeq and is a predicted model, not a curated record. The coding region runs from base 75 to 2321 and encodes 748 amino acids. The transcript has 10 exons. Lineage: Eukaryota; Metazoa; Chordata; Amphibia; Anura; Bufonidae. Gene Ontology annotation, molecular function: RNA binding.